Phyllotreta striolata is the source of this 2176-nucleotide messenger RNA. Lineage: Eukaryota; Metazoa; Arthropoda; Insecta; Coleoptera; Chrysomelidae. The record is from the annotation of a GenBank genome assembly.
CCAACAAUUCUCGAUUGCAUUUUACGAAUUCAUAAUCGAUUUGCGAUCCGUUACUGGCGAUAUUUCGAUAACUAACUGGAGGACUAGUGAUAUUUUUUUGGAAUUUUUUACUAAUUAUGAACCCUUCCAUCCAGCCUUACGGGCCUUCUUUCUCGGAGAAACCCUUGGAGCAGCUAAAUCGGAUCGCAAAAAAACCACCCAUUGAUAUCGAGUUUAGUGAUUUGAUGUAUUCUAUCGCAGAUUCAAAUGUUAAAGGGGGAUGGAGACAAUUACUAAAAUCUGUAAACGGAAUUUUCAAAUCUGGAGAAUUGACAGCAAUUAUGGGCCCAUCUGGAGCUGGAAAAUCGACAUUACUAAAUAUAUUGGCUGGAUACGUAACAGCAGGUGUCAAAGGCAGCAUUAAAAUUAAUGGAAAACCGAGAGACAUGAAACUCUUCACUAAAUUAUCAUCGUACAUUAUGCAAGAGGAUUUGGUCCAACCGCGUUUGAGCGUUAGAGAAUCCAUGAUGGUGGCGGCCAAUUUGAAGCUCAGCUCCACUAUUGGCAAUAAAGAAAAAGUUGAUGUGGUGGAUGAGGUCAUACGAUUAUUGGGCUUAGAAAAAUGUUACGAUACAAAAACAGAAUAUUUAUCCGGAGGUCAAAGAAGGAGGCUCACUGUAGCUUUAGAACUAGUCAAUAAUCCUCCAAUUAUAUUUUUAGACGAACCAACAACGGGAUUGGAUAACGUAUCGAUAAAGCAAUGUAUAGAAUUACUGAAAAAAAUAUCUCGAUUAGACAGAACUGUGAUAUGUACAAUUCACCAGCCACCAGCGUCUCUUUUCCAAAAUUUCGACCAGGUGUACGUAAUGGCAAACGGCUACUGCGUGUUUAACGGUUCACCUAGUAAACUUGUUCCUUUCAUGUCUUCGGCAAAUUGUAUUUGCCCAGCUACGUCCACGCCUGCCGAUUAUAUUAUCGAACUAGUACAAUCGAACCCAGAAAAUAUCCAAGUGCUUCAAAAUCAUUCGCAGAAUGGAAAGCAAAACUUGAGACAAAAGCUAGAACUUAGGCAAAAUCAGACGGAACUGUUCGAAAUAGGUGAAAUUUAUCAGGACACCACUCAAACAGGUAUUUCAUUCCAAGAUGUCGAUUAUCCAACUUCGUUUUGGACCCAGUUUAUCAUACUCCUUUCGCGGAUGGGCAAACAGACACGUAGGAACAAAACAAUGCUCUAUAUACAAUUUUUCCAUCAUUUAAUGUCAGGACUGUUAAUCGGAGGAAUUUUCUUCGGCACAGGCAAUGAAGCGAGCCAAAUAUACUCCGUUUUCAAGUAUUGCAUUAGCAUAAAUGUGUUUUUCAUGUACACUCAUGUGAUGUCUCCAGUAUUGUUGUUUCCUUUGGAAGUUAAGUUAUUGAGGCGAGAAUAUUUCAACAGAUGGUUCAGUUUAAAGCCUUAUUUCCUCGCUGUUACUAUUAUCAAUAUACCAAUACUGUUAAUGGGUGGAAUUUUUUUCGCUAUAAUCUCAUUCUUUCUAUCAGGACAACCUUUAGAAUUUGAGAGAUUAUUCUGGUUUUCUCUGGUGGGAUUAAACGUGGGCUUGGCGUCGCAAGGCCUGGGAUACACCAUUGGAGCUACCUUCGAUAUUUUGAAUGGAUCUGUGGUUGCUCCGCAUAUUUUAGCUCUGGUUUUGGCACUCGGGGUGUACGGAAUGGGAUACAAAGAUGGUAUCGAAUCCUUCAUGAAAGUCAUCAUUUCAUUCAGUUAUAUGAGGUUUGGUUUGGUCGGCACAGCAGGUUCCUUAUUUAACAACAGAUCGAAUAUUCCUUGCGAAGGAACUUACUGCCACUACAGAAAUUCAGAGGUAUUGAUGGCUGAUAUGGGUAUGGGCGGUACUAAACCUUCUUACCAAUUUGCAUACAUUAUGAUCUUCACUGUUAUCUUCAGAGUUCUUGCUUACCUAGCCCUCAAAUAUAGGAUGACCUCGGAAUUAAGAAACAAAUUAGUCUAUUACGCUACGAAAAUAGUCAAGCAAAAAGAAACGUAAUUGUUCAGGACUGUAGCUAAUUUGUUUUUUAUUACAUGUAUUGUUAUUGUGAUGUAAAUUUUAAUUGGUGAUUGUUGAUACCCAAUUUUGUAAGUGUCUGUUCUAAUAAAAAUGUUCUAUAGCACUGUGCUGUAACACAUAUGGACUGUAAG